Molecule: messenger RNA, 896 nt
Organism: Cyprinus carpio (common carp)
Lineage: Eukaryota; Metazoa; Chordata; Actinopteri; Cypriniformes; Cyprinidae
Product: kinesin-like protein KIF16B
Exons: 3
Coding region: 196-474 (92 amino acids)
Biological process (GO): microtubule-based movement
Molecular function (GO): microtubule binding; ATP binding; microtubule motor activity
Source: RefSeq, a predicted model, not a curated record
AAAUAAAUAGUUGAGAGAGAGAGAGAGCUGAAAUCAAAACGUCUAAAUGUCCAAAAGCAGCAUUGUAUGGUAAAAAGCUGCUGAAACAUUCUGCUAAAUGUCUUUUUGGUAACAGUCAUAACUCAUGGGUAAUCCCUUGUGGGGUUUGAACCUGCAUUCUUUCGGUCCAGUUCCUUAACCACCUGGCUACAUUUAAUGACAAAUUUUCUGUUUUCCCUUUCUCAGGAUGAUUGUGGACUGAUUCCACGGAUCUGUAAGGGGCUGUUCCACCACAUCAAUGGAGUGUUACAUAAAGACGAAGCAUCAUUUCACAUGGAGGUCAGCUACUUUGAGCGGGUCCGAGACCUCCUUCCCAGCACAGAGACACGAGGCUGUGAGCUUAGAUUGAGGGAACAUCCUAAAGAUGGACCAUAUGUGGAGGCUCUCUGCAGACACAAUGUACAGAACUACUGUAUACUGAGGUUGGCCAGUUGAUGCAGGAGGGCAACAGAAGACGUGCCACUGCCAGCGCAGGCAUGAACAUGUCAGCAGCCAAUCCCACGCCAUUUUCACCAUUCGCUUCAUCAAGGUUACAGAUCCAUUUACCCUGCUGAAUGGCAUACGCCUCUCUGUUUGUGCAUUUGUGCAGAUAGCCGUUGCAGCUUGGAGUUAUCAUCACCCUGUUUGAUUAUACAAUGAGCUUUCUCCAUUUUCUGUUUAUGUUGGGGAUGUCUGGGUAAUGAUACACUGAAAUCAUUAGGAUUUUAUUAUGCAUAAGUUAUAUUGGAGUGACCUUUGAGUCUAGGUAGUGUGUCGAUGGAUAUAUGUUUAGAAUACUAGAUUACUUAUCGCACAGUAUGUACUAUAUAAAAAAAUAGUCUGCACUCAGCAGUAUAUAGUCAGUAAAAAAUUAAUCA